CAUGGUUUACAAUUGGUCUGGUUUUCAGACUAGACGUUCUUGAAAAUUUUCCAAGAUUUUCAAAUAUUUCCACUGGAGAUUAAGGAUUAUUCUGUAAACUUCUUAUCGCUUUUGACCCGCAUUCGAUAUACAAAAUCCCCUUGUUUCACCAUUGAUGUUGCCAAAAAAAAAAAGGGAAAACGAGUAUCAACGAAUCGUUAUCGUUGUUAUUGUUUCGUUUGCGAUUGGCAGAGCCUUCUUAUCAGUUAGUCGUCAGGCCAGGCCCCAUAAAAGUGACCAGCCGGCAAUUGAACGCAAAGGUGCCGUAUUUACGACCCAAUAUAGAGUCUCCCCAUCCAUUUGCCUAUAUAUACCAGUUCCGAUUAUUGUCGCAUUUAGCAGUAUUCAGCGAGCAGUUAUCGACGGAGGUCCUAGAACGAGUUUAUAUUGCAAUGUCCCAGUCAGUGAAGACGGAAACACCCAAGGAACCAAAUGGUUCGCCUGCAAAAGCGGUCAAUGGAAAGUUGGAAGCCCUCAAGAGACCCAGACAUGUUUCUGGAGGCGUUGAGGAAAUCGUGGAUCCCUUCUGCGAUCCAGAAAAACCACAACGUAUAUCCUUCCACGAUGUCACCUCGGCUGCAUUUCUCAUUCGCGGCGGAGUGGAGAGAACCCCUUGUCCGAAAUCCACAUCAUCCGAUCUGUAUGGCAUGGACUUGUAUUUGAAAAAGGAUUUCCUGCAAUACACAGGCAGCUUCAAGGAGCGUGGCGCACGCUAUGCUUUGCUAUCAUUAACCGAGGAGCAGAAGCGAACCGGAGUCAUCAGUGCCUCCCUGGGAAAUCACGCCCAGGGUUUGUGCUACCAUGGCUGGAAACUCAAUAUCCCAGUCACCGUGGUGAUGCCCAAGGCUGCUCCCAUUAUGAAGAUCCAGAAGUGCAGGAACUACAAGGCCAGGGUAAUUGUCGAUGGAAACGACAUGGGCGAGGCCAAGUCCCUGGCCAUGCGAAUGUCCCGCGAGGAGGGUCUACUGUAUGUGAAUGGCUACGAUCAUCCACAUAUUAUGGCUGGCCAGGGAACCAUUGGACUGGAAAUACUCGAACAGGUCCCGGAACCGGAUGCUGUGGUGGUACCAGUUGGAGGAGGUGGACUGAUUGCCGGGGUAGCCACUGCUGUGAAGGCAUUGUCCCCCAAAACCAAGAUAAUUGGUGUGGAAUCGGAGAAAUGUGCCAGCUUCACUCGUGCCAUGGAAAACAAUGGACCCAUCCACACUCCCAUUAAAAAUACUUUGGCUGAUGGUUUGGCCGUUCCCAAAGUUGGCUAUAAUGCCUAUGCCACAGCAGUGCCACUAAUUGAUCGCAUGGUGGUCGUUUCGGAGGAGUGGAUUGCCGUGGCCAUCCUUCGAUUAGUUGAGGAGGAGAAAUGUGUGGUGGAAGGAGCUGGUGGUGCAGGUUUGGCUGCUAUUUUGGCAGGACACCUCGAUGAACUCAAGGGAAAGAAAGUUGUGGUUUUGCUGUGUGGAGGAAACAUAGACACCACAGUUUUUGGACGCUGUUUGGAGCGAGGAUUGGCCGCCGUGGGUCGUCUGGUCAAGUUCAAUGUGGAGGUCAGCGAUCGUCCCGGUGGAAUCAACGAUCUGUGUGCCCUGCUGGUUCGGAUAGGAGUCUCCAUCAAGGAUAUUAUGCACGAGAGAGCCUGGCUGAGGGAUGUCUACACUGUGGAAGUGAAAGUCAUUUGCGAAACCGUCGACUGGAGCCACAGUUUGGAGCUGAAGAACGAGCUGAAGAAGUUCUACUCGAAGGUUCAGUUCUCCGACGUUCCACUGGCCCUCACCAACGAUCCCGCCGAAUCGUAGAUAACUCCUGUAUAUAGUAUAUAGUACACAUAUGAUUUAUUCACUUCAGCAGCGCAGCAGAACCUAAAGCUUUAACUUAGAGCUUAGUUGUAUAAGUGUAAACAUAAUCGUAGUCGAAGUAGAAAUGUAAAUUAGGUGUAAAUAAAUAUACAUAAAAUACAAAGUCUAAACACAAAUUGA
This is a messenger RNA of Drosophila ficusphila, 2009 nucleotides long. Its product is annotated as L-threonine ammonia-lyase. Gene Ontology annotation, biological process: L-serine catabolic process; L-threonine catabolic process. NCBI's taxonomy places the organism in Eukaryota, Metazoa, Arthropoda, Insecta, Diptera, Drosophilidae. The transcript is spliced from 5 exons. The coding region runs from base 432 to 1829 and encodes 465 amino acids. The record is from RefSeq and is a predicted model, not a curated record. Gene Ontology annotation, molecular function: L-serine ammonia-lyase activity; threonine deaminase activity.